Messenger RNA from Dryobates pubescens (Downy woodpecker), 2437 nucleotides. It is a transcript of the gene ETFDH, whose product is annotated as electron transfer flavoprotein dehydrogenase. The record is from RefSeq and is a predicted model, not a curated record. Lineage: Eukaryota; Metazoa; Chordata; Aves; Piciformes; Picidae. Gene Ontology annotation, cellular component: mitochondrial inner membrane. Gene Ontology annotation, biological process: electron transport chain. Gene Ontology annotation, molecular function: electron-transferring-flavoprotein dehydrogenase activity; iron-sulfur cluster binding. The coding region runs from base 110 to 1969 and encodes 619 amino acids. The transcript has 13 exons.
CGAGUGCGCAGGCGCGGCGUGACCGAGAGCUGGCUUGGGGCGUGCGUAGGGCGGUCGCGGAGAGCAGAGGGCGUCGAGUGGGGGGGGGUCGCAGUUCGGGAUUGCCGCCAUGAUGGUCGUUCGCUGCCCGUCCUCUAGCCGAGCACGUCAGUGCUUUCAUGCUCUAAAGCUGAUAAAGAGAGACUGCCUUCCAUCACUGCAUCUUGCAAGAUGUGCCUCUACUGCCUCUGUGCCUCGCAUAACUACGCAUUAUACAAUUUAUCCUCGAGACAAAGACAAACGAUGGGAAGGGGUAAACAUGGAAAGAUUUGUGGAGGAAGCUGAUGUUGUCAUUGUUGGAGGAGGCCCUGCAGGUCUUUCUGCAGCUGUUCGACUCAAACAACUAGCUGCUGAGCACAACAAAGAAAUACGUGUUUGUCUGGUGGAAAAAGCUUCUCAAAUUGGUGCUCAUACACUCUCUGGUGCUUGUCUUGAGCCAAGGUCCUUACAGGAACUCUUUCCAGACUGGAAGGAACGGGGGGCUCCACUUCAUACUCCUGUAACUGAAGACAUAUUUGGAAUUUUAACAGAGAAAUCUAGAAUUCCAGUGCCAAUUUUGCCAGGACUUCCGAUGGUUAAUCAUGGAAAUUACAUAGUACGUCUGGGCCACUUUGUGAGUUGGCUAGGUGAACAAGCAGAAGCUUUGGGUGUUGAGUUGUAUCCAGGGUAUGCAGCAGCUGAGGUUCUUUUUCAUGAAGAUGGUAGUGUGAAAGGAAUAGCAACUAAUGAUGUGGGCAUUCAAAAGGAUGGAGCACCUAAAGCUACCUUUGAAAGAGGCUUGGAACUCCAUGCUAAAGUUACAGUCUUCGCUGAAGGUUGUCACGGACAUCUAGCCAAACAGAUGUACAAAAAAUACAACCUAAGGGAGAAAUGUCAACCCCAGAGCUAUGGCAUUGGACUGAAAGAGUUGUGGACUAUUGAUGAGAAGAAAUGGAAACCAGGACGAGUGGAACAUACCGUAGGCUGGCCUUUAGACAGACACACAUACGGAGGAUCCUUUCUUUAUCACUUAAAUGAGGGUGAACCUUUAGUUGCUCUCGGGUUUGUGGUUGGUUUAGAUUAUCAAAAUCCCUAUUUGAAUCCAUUUAGAGAGUUUCAGAGAUGGAAGCACCAUCCCAGUGUACAACCUACUUUGGAGGGUGGAACAAGGAUCGCCUAUGGUGCCAGAGCAUUAAAUGAAGGUGGUUUACAGUCAAUACCUAAACUCACCUUCCCAGGUGGAUUAUUAAUUGGUUGCAGUCCUGGACUUCUGAAUGUUCCAAAGAUCAAGGGGACACAUACUGCAAUGAAAAGUGGCAUGUUGGCUGCAGAAGCCAUCUUUAAACAAUUAACUAAUGAAAAUCUCACAUCAAAGACAAUAGGACUUGAUGUGCAAGAGUAUGAAGAGAACCUGAAAAAUUCCUGGGUCUGGAAAGAGCUGUAUGCAGUUAGAAACAUCCGACCAUCCUGCCAUAGCAUACUUGGUGUGUAUGGAGGAAUGAUUUACACAGGCAUAUUUUAUUGGCUACUGAGAGGAAUGGAACCAUGGACAUUAAAACAUCCAGGACCAGAUUUUGCUCAGCUCAAGCCAGCCAAAGACUGCACACCUAUUGAAUACCCAAAGCCAGAUGGAAAAAUCAGUUUUGAUCUCCUGUCAUCUGUGGCGUUAAGUGGUACAAACCAUGAACAUGACCAGCCUGCUCAUUUAACUCUCAAAGAUGACAGCGUCCCUGUGAGUAGGAAUCUGGCUGUAUUCGAUGGACCAGAACAGCGAUUUUGUCCAGCAGGAGUUUACGAAUAUAUUCCUCUGGAAACAGGAGAAGGAUCAAGACUGCAGAUAAAUGCUCAGAACUGUGUCCACUGCAAAACAUGUGAUAUUAAAGACCCAAGUCAGAACAUUAACUGGGUAGUGCCUGAAGGUGGAGGAGGACCAGCUUAUAAUGGGAUGUAAACUAACAGGAACUCUAUUCAGUGACUUCUGAUCACCAGAAAUAAGAUGUACUAUUUUAUGCUGCUGUGUAAUUGAAGUACAGCACUGACUUGAAUGUUAGAGUGCCAUGAUUAAUUUUAGUUACGACUGUUGCAUUAAAUGGAAAGUCGGUGCCUUCUGCUCAAACCCUAGCCUUAUUUAAAUAGGACUUCUUUAACUGGAACUGUGUGGCAGGCAGAAGAUAGUUCUUCCUCAGGACUGAUGUGGAACUUCGGAUCUUAGAUUUAUUGAUGAAGUUCAGUGAUAAGAGGAGUCAUAUCCAGAAUCAUAAGUAUGGUGGCAGAAUACAAAAAACCCCUAUUUUCUUUCUCUAUCUGGAGUGAUAUACUGCAUGUAAUCCAACCUUGCAGUAGGCAGAACACAUCAGUCUGGAAAAUUGUCACUGCUUAUAACUGUUACACAUUUCACAUCGAAUUUACAGUUAGGUUU